Cylindrotheca closterium is the source of this 735-nucleotide messenger RNA. The record is from the annotation of a GenBank genome assembly. NCBI's taxonomy places the organism in Eukaryota, Bacillariophyta, Bacillariophyceae, Bacillariales, Bacillariaceae.
AUGAUUACUGCUCAGUCCUCUUUACUACUGCUGGCUUUUGCUCUCCUCAUGAUCCUCACAAUGAUGGAUUUCGUGCAUCCGUUUUCCUUGCUUCCAAUGAGGAGGAGGAGUCUGACGGUACGACGAGAACAUCAUGACGUUUUGACUCCUCUGUUUGCGGCAAACAAGAAAACCAAGACCAAGAAAAAGCGAAAUACUGGUGGUGGUGGAUUUGGAGGAGCUUCCAUGGAACCGUGUCCGUGCGGUUCCGGACUGACCUAUAGUGGUUGCUGUGGAAAGAUUCACAAGGAUGUCACUGCCUUCAAGGGAGCGACUGCUGGAGAAAUUGUGCGGGCGAGAUAUUCGGCGUAUGCAAAGAAACAGCCUGAAUUCUUGAUGGCAUCGACACAUCCACUACAUAAGGAUUUCAAUACUGACUUGAAACAAUGGAAGGAAACGAUCAAAACCAACAUGUACGAUAAUUUUGAUAUGAAGAGAUGCUUAGUGUCGAAUGAGGAGUAUUUUGAGGAUGAUCAAACUGCAAAUGUUACAUUUAUUGCCGAGCUGAUAUUGAGAGAGACUGGGGAAGUCACUGCUUUCAUGGAGACAUCCACCUUUGAACGAGCCAAGACUCAUGGGGCGUGGCUUUACAAGAAUGGAACAAUUGAAGAGCCCCCUCAGAGCCUUGUGGAUGGUCUGACUGGUGGAAAAUCAGAGAAGAAGGUUGAGGUAGGGGUAGAGGUCGAUACUGAGUAA